AUGUCCAAAAAAAAUUCGCUCGUCUUGAAACCGACAAUGGAAAAGCGGAUAAAAUUAGUCCCACCUGAUGGAGGAUGGGGUUGGAUGGUUUUAUUAGGAACAGCACUUUCAAACAUAUUCAAUCAGUCUAUGUUGUCUCUGUUCAGUUUGCUAUAUGGGGACGUAUUGAGUUCGAUGGGUCACGAAACUCAAGGUGCAGCUGUCGUUUUAAGUACUAUGUUAUUUGUCACUAAUUUUGGAGGUCCAAUAGCUGGAGCAGUCAUAAAACUAACGAGCCCUAGAUUUGUUGCUGUAUCCGGUGCUUUUUUUUGUACUGCCGGCAUUUUACUCAGUGGAUUUUCGACAAAUAUCUAUCAUUUAAUACUUACUUACGGCGUACUAUUAGGUUUGGGUCUGGGCUUAAUUCAAAAUGCGUCCUUCGUAGCUAUCAACAGCUAUUUUAAAGUACGAAAAAGUUUAGCCGUAGGUCUCGCUAUGGCAGGCACUGGAGUUGGACAGACACUCAUGCCUCAUGUAGUGCGAUACUUUUUGGAACAUUUUGGUUUUAAAGGUGCUUGCUUGCUGCUGGCAUCUUUAAGUUUGCAUGGAAUUUGUGGGACGAUACUUAUACAACCAGUUGAAUGGCAUAUGAAGGAAGUUGAAGAGGAAGUAAUAAUUGAUGAGAAAAUGUACUUAUUAAAAGAAAAAAAUGAUGUUGUAAAGAAUAAAGAAUACAAUGGCGUAAAUGACGACGCUUAUAAAGAUGGCAGGCGAGUUACAGAAUCAUCUGUAACUCCGGAAAAUGGCGGUAAAAAACUGAGCAAUGAAAAAACAUCACAAAGUCAUAAAGAAUUAAAUCAAAAAUUAAUAACUAAUGAAAAAAUAAAUGGAAAUAAUGACAUCCCAAAACCGAAGAAGACCUUUAUGAGAAAGAUGUACGAAUUGUUCGAUAUUUCACUGCUAUCGAGUCCUAGAUUUUUGAACGUAAUUAUAGGGACUGCGCUCACAGUGGUUUCUAUACAAAACUUCAGUAUGAUUUAUCCACUCUUCUUGCAAAAUUUCGCAUCAAUGGACAAACAGCAGACCGCAUACUGUAUGUCAGCUGUGGCUUUUGCUGAUAUCAUCGGUAGGCUUGUUUUGCCGUCUCUGCAGGACAGAUAUCGUAUUAAAGCCCGAACGAUGCUGAUUCUAACCAGCAUUUGGUUAAUUGUUGUUAGACAAAUCUUGGCAUAUCAGACCGACUUAUCCGUCCUCCUAGCACUCUCAGCAUUUUAUGGUUUUGGAAGGAGUAUGGUCAUUGUUGCAAGAAACAUAGCUGUGUCGGAACAGUGUAGAAUGGAUCAAGUACCCUCCGCUGUAGGUUUGGGGAUGUUGACUAUGGGCCUUAUAGUUCCUCCAGUGGGAUACUUCCUAGGGUGGGUCAGAGACUACACAGGCAGCUAUGCUUUGUGCAUAAGCGCGCAAAACUUACUAUUAGUGCUAUUUCUAGCUAUGUGGAUACCUGAUAUGAUUAUGAUUCACUAUGAAAGAAAAAGAGAGAAAAGGAAAGACGCAGAAAACUCA
Brenthis ino (lesser marbled fritillary) is the source of this 1542-nucleotide messenger RNA. NCBI's taxonomy places the organism in Eukaryota, Metazoa, Arthropoda, Insecta, Lepidoptera, Nymphalidae. The record is from the annotation of a GenBank genome assembly.